This is a messenger RNA of Cetraspora pellucida, 316 nucleotides long. The record is from the annotation of a GenBank genome assembly. Lineage: Eukaryota; Fungi; Glomeromycota; Glomeromycetes; Diversisporales; Gigasporaceae.
AUGUUGUCAAUUAAAUAUUCAGCUGUAGUCUUAUUUAUAACUGCAAUACUUUUUAAUAUCGCGAAUGGAGCCAAUCCAAAUUAUAUGCUUCAACUUGUUAAUGCUGAACGUAAAAAAUAUAAUUUACCUGCGCUGACUUUAGAUUCCGUUAGGAUUAAAGCCCAGGGUUAUAAUUGGUCUACAUGUGGAGAAAAUAUUGCUUACGGUCAAAAAAGUGAAGUUGAAGUUAUGAACAUAUGGAUGAAUUCUCCACCUCAUAAGGCAAAUAUACUUGAUACAACUUUCAAAAAUUUAGGUGUGGGAUAUUCAAGUAAUG